AUGGAUGUUGCUAAAUUAGAUAACUUAGAGAACAAGAAAGAAGAUGAAGUUGUUCUUCCCGGGUUUAGAUUUCAUCCAACCGACGAAGAGCUUGUCGGAUUUUAUCUUCGACGAAAAGUCGAGAAGAAGCCUCUUCGGAUAGAACUCAUCAAAGAAAUCGACAUCUACAAAUAUGAUCCAUGGGAUCUACCAAAACCUAGCACUAUGGGGGAGAAAGAAUGUUAUUUUUUCUGUCAACGAGGAAGAAAAUACAGGAACAGUAUAAGGCCAAAUAGAGUAACAGGAUCUGGAUUUUGGAAAGCUACAGGGAUUGAUAAAUCUGUGUAUUGUGUAAAAGAAUCCCAUGAAUGCAUUGGAUUGAAGAAAUCAUUGGUUUAUUAUCGUGGAAGUGCUGGAAAAGGUACCAAAACUGAUUGGAUGAUGCAUGAGUUUCGUCUUCCACCAGCUAAAGGAAAAUCUGUUAAUCAUGGCAAUGAUGUUCUUGAAGCUGAAGUGUGGACACUAUGCAGAAUAUUCAAACGAAUCCCUUCAUUCAAAAAAUACACACCAAAUUUGAAAAAAGACUCAGAAACAACACCGUCCUUCACUACCAACAACAACAACAACUCUUCAUCUUCCAACACAUGCAGCUUUGAAUCCGACAACACCAAACAGUACUCGACUUUCACCGAUUCACAGCCUCUUCAACAGAAUCAUGAAACAAAACCGUUCUUCAACGGACAUGUCGACCAAAGGCUUAACCACUCGUUCCUAACUCAAGUUCCAACAACUUUGUCUCAAUCAAGUUUUUGGAACGAACAUCCAAAUGUGGUUGACGAUGAAGCAUUUGCAAAUGAGAAUUGGGAUGAUCUUAGAUCUAUGGUUCAGUUUACCUUUGAUCCUUCAAAGGUUUAUGAUUGUAAAGACUUUAAUUAG
Lathyrus sativus (Indian pea) is the source of this 915-nucleotide messenger RNA. Lineage: Eukaryota; Viridiplantae; Streptophyta; Magnoliopsida; Fabales; Fabaceae. The record is from the annotation of a GenBank genome assembly.